AAAAAGGUUAUAAACAAUCAAGGUGUCCAUUCUUGUUGCAGUGUUGGUCCGAAUUUCUAGUUUUUGUGAGCGAUGUAGACUGGUGUAGUAUGAUAAAAGUUAAACCUACUGUUAUUUUUUUAUAUCUGUGUUUGAAUUAGGUAAGAAUUCUAGUGUGAAUGAAGAAGCCUACUUACAUUUUUCUUGGAUCCUGAUAUGAGAAUACAGAAAUGUAUCUACUAGUGUUAUUGGCUUUUGGACUGACGAUGGCUUCAGAGGAUGAGCAGCAAUACUGCGGGGCUCGCUACACACACCUAUGUCUCGGGAAAGGAACACACGUAGCCUGCCAGUUUCCAGUGGCUGGAUCAGGACCAAACUGCGCAAACUACUCUAAGAUACGUUUCACCGCUGAACUCAGAAAUGUCAUCACAAAUUUUAUAAACAAAAGACGGCAAAGGAUAGCGGCAGGCCACGAGAGAGUGCGGGGAGGCAAGCACAUACCUACUCCACAAGUCAUGAUGUAUGUUGAAUGGGAUUUCGAGUUAGCGAGACUUGCUCAAAGACUGGCUGACCAGUGCUACUUUGUCCAUGAUGACUGCAGAGCGACUGUCCGGUACCCGUACGCCGGCCAGUCUGUCGGCGAGGUCCGGUGGCGCCACCUAAGUGACAACUACGACCUGAGCGCCCAGCGUGGAAUCCGUCGCGUGUUCGACGCCUGGUGGGGGGAGCGGCGGCGCGUGGAACCGCAACAGCUGGUCAAGCCUUUCAGGAUCACUGACAAAGGUCUAUCCUGGGGUCACUUCAGUCAGCUAGCCGUGUGGACGCUACGAGCGGUCGGUUGCGGAGCCGUCCGUCACGGAGAAGAAUAUCCGCGACUCCUACUCGUCUGUGACUUCUCACACACCAACAUGCUGGGAGAAAAGACGCUCAUACCAGGUGAGACGGCGCCUUGCCCGGAGCAUACGAGAAGGAAAGCUCGCUCGAACUUCCCGCUACUGUGCGCUUCGGAUGAAAACCCAGCCGAAAUUAAUAUGCGAAGAAAAAACUACGAGGAUAUAUCAAGGAAAAGGCAAAAUAUUCCAUUACGAAAGCGAAAACCUCCUCUACGAAAGCAAAUUACUCCAUUGCCAAGGAAGAGCACUCCGUCUCCGAAGCAGAAUAUUGAAACAAGGAACCAACAUAAACAGUUACUAGAUGCGGCGGUGAGCUUAGUGAUAGAUAACAAAAAGAAAAUGGAUUCGCCCUUUCGAAAAUACAUUGGAGAAAUAUUAGAACAAGUCGCGUCUCCACAGCGAGAAAUAGCCGAAAAGCUUUUCUCUGACGUGCUUUUUCUCGCCAGAACAAAUAGAUUAAACUUUGAAUCAAAAAUACAAGUUAAUCAUAGUGAAGAUCAUCACAACCAUGUUCCGCAUUUAAAUAUCCCUCCCCAUUACCUACAACCUCAAUUAUCGCCCGAAGUUGUCCAUCAGUCACCUAACUCCAAUGACCACAGUCUAGCGCCUCACGUGCACUACCGUUACAAUCAUGCUGCACGAGUUAUGCAACAAGCUUCUUCACCUGAAGUAUCUCCAUCUAUUAAUCACAAUCAAACUCAACCUGUACAUUCUUUGCCAUCCUUUGAUUCCACGCCUAUUACCACACAUCAACCUUUGGAUUACUCGCAAUCCUUUGAUACCUGCCGAGUCAUAUAUCAUCACACACAGGCGACUCAGACACCGACUCCAGCGCAAACGAAUACUCCGCUAGUCACCUAUCCCUGUCAUAUUCCUAUCACCUGUCCAAUUCAUCACACACGGUCACCUCUAACACCCACUCAAACACCAAUACCCAAUACCUCGCAAUCUGUUCAUCUCUGGGAAAAAAAACUUAAUACCUAUUUAACUCAUCACAACCAGCCAUCUCCGACGAGGGAUUAUCAACGCGUGUCUUUUUCCUAUUCAACUCAACAUUUCACAUUUUUUCCGACUCCGACUCAAACGCCAGCCCCGCAAGCCUCGCUAACCCUUCAUCACUCCCGAAUUAUGCCGAGUAGCAAACCAGUAUUCGAGCCACCAACAAUUCCGGCUCAAAUGCAAUUUCCGCAAACCUCGCCCUCACUAUCUCUUUAUCUCCCCCAAACUACACCUAGUAGCCGUCCAGCCUUCAAGUCAACGUCGAUUCCUACAUUUCAUAUGUUCCAAGCCAAACCCACCAAAAUACCUGGUUACUUCCAAACAUCGACUCGGCGAUCUCCAGAUGGUCCUCCAUACUUCCGUCCCUUACAAUACACGACUACGUCGCCUCGCGAAAUAAUAAGAUUUCCGAUUCACAGCAAACACAAAUCGUUUCUUCCUAUUUUAUCCACAUAUUCUUCCUUUUAUAGCCUAGUUUCAGAUCCUCUAAAAACGCGAAUCCCUUACGUUCAUGUACCUGAAUCUAAAUUGUUUGAAGCUACCACCGAAAGUUCUGACGAAGACGACGAUGUGGAGGAAAAGCCAAAUGUUCUCGACGAUAUGAUCGUGUAUUCGGAUCCAGUGCAUGAAGUGUUUAAAAAAUUGUCGAUUGCUUAAAAUAAAUUA
Messenger RNA from Leguminivora glycinivorella, 2537 nucleotides. Its product is annotated as flocculation protein FLO11-like. Lineage: Eukaryota; Metazoa; Arthropoda; Insecta; Lepidoptera; Tortricidae. The record is from RefSeq and is a predicted model, not a curated record. The coding region runs from base 210 to 2528 and encodes 772 amino acids. The transcript has 9 exons.